AUGUCACUGAAAAAUCCUCUACAGGUGGUUAACAUUCCAUGGAGAAACAACAAUUAUAGUCUCAUGAACAAGGACCCACCUUUGUCUGACCAGGGGGAGACUAUCAUAGGCGUCUACUUGUUAGUGCUCGGUUGGCUCUCGUGGUUUGGGAACAGUAUCGUAAUCUUUGUUCUGUUCAAGCAAAGAAGUUCUCUGCAGCCUACAGAUUACCUGACCCUUAACCUGGCCAUUUCUGAUGCCAGUAUAUCUGUGUUUGGCUACUCUCGUGGAAUCCUUGAGAUCUUCAACAUCUUUAAGGACAAUGGAUAUCUCAUUACGUCUGUGUGGACAUGCCAGGUGGAUGGCUUCUUCACCCUGGUCUUUGGCCUGGGGAGCAUCAACACUUUGACUGUAAUCAGUAUAACCAGAUACAUCAAAGGCUGCCACCCCAACAAAGCUCAUUGCAUAAGAAGCUCCACUAUAGGUUUGUGUAUCUUGCUCAUCUGGAUAGGGGCAGCAUUCUGGUCAGUUGCCCCCUUACUAGGCUGGGGCAGUUACACAGAUCGUGGAUACGGAACUUGCGAAAUCGACUGGGCUAAAGCAAACUACUCAACCAUUCACAAAUCCUACAUAAUUUCCAUCCUGAUCUUCAGCUUCUUUAUCCCAGUAUUGAUUAUGCUCUUCUCCUACGUAUCCAUUAUCAACACGGUCAAAAGGGGUAAUGCAAUGUCAGCUGAGGGUGACCUAACUGACAGGCAGAGAAAAAUUGAGAGAGACGUCACCAUUGUGUCUAUCGUUAUCUGCACGGCAUUUAUCCUGGCGUGGUCGCCCUACGCGGUCGUCUCCAUGUGGUCGGCUUGGGGCUUCCACGUCCCCAGUCUCACCAGCAUCUUUACUCGUCUCUUUGCCAAGUCUGCCAGCUUCUACAACCCCCUCAUAUACUUUGGCUUGAGCUCCAAGUUUCGAAAGGACGUUAGCGUGCUGCUGCCUUGCGCCCGUGAGGGCAAGGACACUGUCAAACUCAAGCGCUUCAAACACAUCAAGGCCAGGGGAGAGGCCGCCUCCCCUGCCGCUCCACGUCAGAAGCCCAUGGAAGAACCAGAGGCUGCCAGGGUGCCCCUGAACCAGAAGGCUGAGAAAAACAACAAGGCUGGAGGACAGUUACUCAACCCCUCCCCCAGCCCAGACUCAGGGGUGGGAAGUCACCCCAAUACACCUCCCCCAGCCAACAACGAGGUGUUCUUCAUCGAAAUGCCUCAGCACUCCGAAACACCAGAGUAUGAAUGUGACAGACUGUAG
Molecule: messenger RNA, 1278 nt
Organism: Chanos chanos (milkfish)
Lineage: Eukaryota; Metazoa; Chordata; Actinopteri; Gonorynchiformes; Chanidae
Gene: opn6a
Product: opsin 6, group member a
Exons: 6
Coding region: 1-1278 (425 amino acids)
Biological process (GO): G protein-coupled receptor signaling pathway
Cellular component (GO): membrane
Molecular function (GO): G protein-coupled receptor activity
Source: RefSeq, a predicted model, not a curated record